GGCAGCGAAUUAGUUUCCAGUCGGAAUACACCACAUACAGAAGUGCAUCGAGGACCAGAGAGCCUGGAGAAAAGUGUCUUGCGUUUCAGUGCUAUUGGCAGGAUCAGAAGUCUAAGCAAUCUUGGAAAAGUCUACAAGUGUGCGUUGGUAGCAGCAAGGAUUAAAAUGCCAAAAGCUCUCUCGACCAGUCGAGAAGUGCCGGAUUAAGGCGGAAAGUGGUACAGAUUUUUUGAAUUAAACCAGUGCCUCUUGGUUGGAUUGUGCUAGAUGCACUAGAAACUGUUUUUAAAAACUCUUCACUUGGCAGUGUAUGAACUCGCGUUAGAGAACGCUCCCUACAUAAAUUCAGUGCAUUACGUGUCGAUAAAGUAAAGACCAAAAGCCGUGUUGGUGACUAUGAAAGAUCUGGAAGUUCUUACAGCGAAACAAUUAAAACCUAGCCGUCUGUACAAAAGCGUACGCACCCAUUGGACCGUUGCGGUGUCAGAUUUUGCUCGACUUACCCACAAUCCGAUCCGUGCCAUCGUCGAGGGACUGAAGAUAGUCCCCAACCCGGACAAGCAAUUGAUUGCACUCUCGAUUGGUGACCCCACAACAUUCGGCAACCUCAAGCCGGCCCCGGAGAUCGUUGACGCCAUUCGGAAGGUGAUCGAGGACGGUUGCAGCAACGGAUACGGUCCCAGUACUGGUUUUCCGGAAGCACGCCAAGCGGUUGCGGAUUACGUUUCCCACCAGGGGGAGGUAACGGCGAACGAUGUUAUCCUGUGUAGUGGAUGCAGCUGCGCUCUGGAUCUUUGCCUAUCCGUACUAGCCGGGCCAGGUCAGAACAUAUUGAUUCCGAAGCCGGGAUUCUCGAUUUAUCGCACACUGGCGGAAGGAUUUGGAAUCGAGUGUCGUUACUAUGAUUUGAUACCCGAGAACGAUUGGGAGGUGGAUCUCUUACAGCUGGAAUCGCUGAUUGAUGCCAACACGGCCGCUCUGAUUUUGACCAAUCCGAGCAAUCCGUGCGGAAGUGUGUUCAGCAAAAACCACUUGGAGGCAAUCUUGGAGAUUGCCGAACGAUACUUUUUGCCUAUAAUUGCGGACGAAAUCUACGAACAUUUUGUUUUUCCGGGUAGGGAGUUUCACUCGGUCAGUUCACUGUCGAAGAAAGUACCGGUGCUGUCGUGCGGUGGACUGACUAAACGAUUCCUCGUUCCUGGAUGGCGUAUGGGUUGGAUUAUCAUUCAUGAUCGGGAAGAUAUAUUCCGGAAUGUGCGCAAGGGUCUGGCGAAUCUUUCGGCUAGAAUACUGGGAGCCAAUACGCUAGUGCAGGCCGCGCUGCCCGAUGUUUUGAAGAAUACCCCGCCGGCUUUCUAUGAGGAUUUGGUAUCAACACUAUAUCGCCACGCCGAAAUGGCUUACAAGGCAAUCAAACAUAUUCGUGGACUACGUCCAGUGAUGCCCGGUGGGGCAAUGUACAUGAUGAUUGGCAUCGACAUCGAAUGCUUCCCGGAGUUCGAGACAGAUUUGGAGUUUGUCCAGGCAUUAGUCGCCCAACAAAGUGUUUUCUGUCUACCUGGACAGUGCUUCGAGUAUCCGAACUAUGUACGCAUCGUGCUGACCGUUCCAGAAGAAAUGAUAAUCGAGGCAUGCAAGCGUCUGGAUGAGUUUUGCGAGAAACACUAUAAGCGGGACGACGCCAUCAUUGAGGAGCAGAAUGGAUUGCUGGGUGGAAUGAAUCGAUUCUGAAUGCGAUUCACGAUUUAGUAAAAAUAUCUGGAUGAUAGUUUAUGAAGUACACGGAUCGUUGGAUCAAUAUUUUUGAAUCAAUAAAUUUAACAUGGUGGUUGGAUUA
Molecule: messenger RNA, 1837 nt
Organism: Toxorhynchites rutilus septentrionalis
Lineage: Eukaryota; Metazoa; Arthropoda; Insecta; Diptera; Culicidae
Gene: Tat
Product: tyrosine aminotransferase
Exons: 3
Coding region: 397-1731 (444 amino acids)
Biological process (GO): aromatic amino acid metabolic process; biosynthetic process
Molecular function (GO): pyridoxal phosphate binding; L-tyrosine:2-oxoglutarate transaminase activity
Source: RefSeq, a predicted model, not a curated record